Molecule: messenger RNA, 3325 nt
Organism: Pogonomyrmex barbatus (red harvester ant)
Lineage: Eukaryota; Metazoa; Arthropoda; Insecta; Hymenoptera; Formicidae
Gene: Mms19
Product: MMS19 nucleotide excision repair protein
Cellular component (GO): cytosolic [4Fe-4S] assembly targeting complex
Source: RefSeq, a predicted model, not a curated record
AAGAAAGAUGGACGAUGCUAGUUCAGCUAAAAAGAACAGACGCGAAUCUUGCUGCAUCAGAUCAUACUUUUUCUUUACUAAGCUUUAAAUGUAUAUGUAUUUUAUUUUAACUAGUGUGUAUAUAUACUAAUUCAGUUAAAAAAAACAGAUCAAAUGUGAAUCAAGUGCUGAACGUGUCAAUUUUCACUUUGCUGUAUAUACGCUUCCGGUGGUGAACGUGGUGACUUUUUACGUGCCUUUAACCUGUAUUUUCAAGUUAUAUGACACACAUCUCGUGUAAACAAAAUUUUUUGGUUAUGGCCACGUCUCCGGAUUUUGAUUUAAAAGAGCGGCUAGAUAUUAGUUUUAAAGAUACAGCGGCUCUAAGUUCAUUAUGCAGAAAUAUAGCUUCCGAAAUAGAAUCAGGUUCUAUGAAACUAUGUACAUUUGUGGAGAUACUAGGUUCUUAUGUGACAGACCAAAAUAUUGUUACAAGGGAGAAAGGAGUUACAGCCCUUUCUUCUGUUUUGUCACAGCUACCUCAAAAUUAUCUCAAUGAAUCAGAAUUAUAUUUUAUUACAAUGUUUUACUGUGACAGGAUAAAGGAUCACUAUAGUAUCAUACCAUCUGUACUAAAUGGUAUUCAAGCAAUUGUAAACAUGACUCAUUUACCUCAAAAUGUACCAUCGUCUCUAUUAAAAGUUAUGUUUGAGCACGUUCCAUGUCAAUCUCAGCUGUUGUCAGAACGUCGCAAAAUAUAUUUAAUACUUAAAUAUUUAAUAGAAAAUAGAUCAGAUGAUCUGCGAUCUCUGGGACCAGAUUUAGUUUAUGGUAUUAUCAGCUCUAUGGAUGGUGAAAGAGAUCCGAAUAAUCUCAUGUUAUUGUUUAAUAUAUUACCACGUUUUAUAAAAGAAUUCCCGUUAGGUCAUUUAACUGAAGAAAUGUUUGAAGUUAUGGCAUGCUAUUUUCCAGUUGAUUUUAAUCCUUCAGGUGUAGAAGAUCUAAGUGUGACGCGAGAAGAUUUGGCAAAAAAAUUGAUUCCUUGUUUAUGUGCUAUCCCAGAGUUUGCGGAUUAUUGCUUGCCUCUUAUACUCGACAAGUUACAGUCUACUCUCAAAGUUGCUAAACUUGAUUCUUUAAAUCUAUUACAUGAAAGCGUUCAAACAUUUGGAUUGUCAAAAAUAAAAUCGUACCUGCCAGAACUAUGGGCAACUUUGAAGAAAGAAGUGAUAUCCGGAAGAGAUACUGAAACAAGAGAUGCUGCUUUAAAAGCAAUAACAUCUUUAAUUAGAGUUAUAUCAAUUGAUGAAACUAUUUGUAAAGAUUUUAUUGACAAGAUAAUCACAGAUGUAAAGUCAUCGUUGUGUGAUGUACAACUUAGUUUGUACAAACCUGUUCAAACGCUACUGGAGACAAUUGCUGUAAUUACUAAGAUAAUAUGUGUGCAAAUUCUGCAAGCUAUAAUACCUUUAUGUCUCGGACAAUACUCUACAAAAAAUUCAUUAAACGAUAAAAUUGUAUUGAUAGAUUCUUUAAAUAAUUUUAUGAAUAUCUCUUCUAAUUACGGCUUUUGCAUUCAAGUGGAAUUUAAUUUAGAUGUUCCAGAAUUAUCAUGGACAAAUAUACCUCAAACAUAUUUAGACAGUUUAAUGGUAGAAAGUACUGAGUUAAAAAGCAAAAUAUUUUACGGCUUAACAAUCCAAAAAGGAUAUUUAAAUGAUGUACAACGUUCUAUAUUAUAUAACGCGGUAUGCAAUGAAAUUGAAACAGGAUGUGAUGAAAUACAAAUUGUAUGUCAUACAACUAUCAUAGAUUUUGCUACGUUAUAUCAUGAAGAAAUAUUAACAUUAGUUAAAGAAAGAUUGUUAUCAAAUACAGAUGAAAUAGGAGUAGAAUUGCUAAAACGUAGGAUAAAAGCCUUGACAGCAAUUGCAACAAUACGCGAAUUAGGCUGCGUAAUACUUCCGAAAAUUGUUACGAUGUUAGACACUGAUAAUACUGACAUAUGCAUUACUGCAUUACAAAAUAUCCAGAAGCUGAUUGCUUUAAAAAAAUCUGAAUACAACAUACAUCAAUUUUUAUAUGAAGAAUGUCAUAUUAUUGAUAAAUUAAUUUCGUACAAGGCAAAUGUUAUCGAUCUCUCUCAUAAAAUACUGAUAUCUAAUAUCUGCCAUUUAAUUGUACGAAAUCUUACAAUCGAAGAACAACGUGCAAUUGUAGCGAAAUAUGCCGUGGCUUUAAAUACAAAAAUUCCCGAAACUGAUGUGACUACAAUGAUGAAUCUUUUUAUACCCUUGCGAAAGGAUAUCAACUUGAACAUUAAUAAUGAUGCAAUGAUAAAUCUAUAUAAUUUAGCAACUAGUAAUCGCAAUCUGGAAAUAAGGCAAACGAGCUGUAAAUUUUUAUCUGUUUUAUUGAAUAAAAUGGAAGUAUCAGAUCUCGAUAGAAUUAUACCUUGUCUAGAAGACAAAAUAAAUAAUAAUUUAAGAGCGGACGAUGAUAUUGAAUUAAAGCAGUAUACAAUUAAUUUUCAAAUUUGGAUGACUAAAGCACUCGUUAUGAGAGGACAUGCAAAGUUUCAAAAAUUUUUAGAGACUCUUACAUAUCUAUUAACUCAAAAUGAAAUAGGUCAAUUUGUAGGCGAACAUUAUCAAAUUUUAGUAAGUAAAUAUGAGGAUAUUUUGAUACCGGAAAAUUUCUGCAAUGUGAAAAUUUUUUAUAAGCAAAGAGUGUUUGAAUAUUUAUUGCGACAAAACGUUAAUUUUACAAACUCAAUAAGACAGAAUUAUCUUAUUGCUUUUGUACAUUUACUAGAACAAAUACCGAAAAAAUUAUUAUUUCUACAUUUAACUGAGUUGGUACCGUUGUUGAUCGAGUCUCUAUCUCUCAAUGAUGAGCGUCUGGUUCUUUGGACUUUGACAUCAUUUAAACUUUUACUUGAUACCAAACAUGAUGUAUUUUCUGAUAAUAUACAAUGUGUUAUACCAAGACUUAUGCAUUUAUCAACACAUCGAAUUAUGAGUGUUAGAAUCGCAGCUUUGGAAUGCCUAACGCACUAUGCUAAGUAUCCCACUAUUUUGAUCAAUCCAUACAAGCAGAGUAUAUUAGAUAAAUUGGGGACAGUAAUCGACGAUCGCAAGCGUUUAGUUAGGAAGGCUGCAGUGGAGGCGAGAACACGAUGGUUUAUAGUGGGUGCAUCUGGAGAACAGUCAAACGAGUGAAUAUUAUAGUUCAGUUCUGUAUAGAUAUGUCCGAUGUGAUUUUAUGAAUAUUUCUUUCUUUCUCUUUAUGUGUAUAAUAAAAAAAUGUAAAUUUUUCAUUGCUGAAUAUUAACAUCUAUAAAUUG